AGAUCAGAUGAGGUACAGUCUUCAGUUGACCAGUAGGGGGCCUCGGCUCCUUGCUGUGUCGUCCUCAGUCUCCUCCCCCAGAGUGUAAGAGUAGGAGUAAGUUGUCCGCUUCAGCUUCUAGUGAAACCAUGCAGUGGGCGGCAGCUCUCCCAUGAGGACAGAGAUAGGCUGCUUAAGACACUCCCCUGGCUGGGAGUGGUGCAGCCAGCCCUUAGCCCUACCCACCAGGCUGAGGAGGAGGAGGAACACGGCACUGCCCGAGCUGAUCCCUUCAAUCUUCCUCACAGUGUGGAGCAGCCGGCAGCGCACACACACACUCACACACUCUCACACAGCCACACACACUCACUCUCGCACACACACUCGCAUGCGCAACAAAGCAGGCAGACGAGGGAGGCGGGUAAUAAAGGAAAGAACAUCACAGAGGAAAAACAGCGUUGCUGCACCUGGACUUUUCGGAUACUGCAGUCUGCCUGGAGUUUGUGCCGUUUCCUGUGUGCCUCGUAACCUCAACUCUCACGUCUGGUCCUUCUUGUGGAUGGUUUGAGUCCCAUCAGCUGUGUGUGCAGAGAUCCAAAUCCGACGACUGUCUACAUUGCCGCUUUGUGCAUCCGCCAGACGGGGAACAAAGUGUGCAACUGGGAUAUCUGACAAGCUCCUCUGGGUACCAACGCUACACCGACAGUCAGAGAGAGAGAGAGAGAGAGAGAGAGAGAGAGAGAGAAAGAAUUAGCAAGAUAGAUUGAAAGAGAGAGAGUCAAAGUCAGGGCAUGAACAGGAGACUAAAAGCCAGUUUUCCAGAGAAGUGAUUGCCACAGUGCUCCCUCUUCUUCCUUCACCUCCUUCCUUCCUUCUCUCCUCUCUCCUGUGCUGCUACUCCUUCUUUCUUCUCUCACACCUUCGCUGCUAUCCCAUCCUCAUACCUAAGCUCUUCUUCCAUCACCUCCUCCUUGCCUGCUCCCGAAGACAGCGUGAAGCGGAGAGACACGGCACACAUACACUUGCCUGUGUGCCGUAUCAUUUCAUUCUCUCUCUCCAUCCUUCCUCUGGUCCAUCCCUCACACGGAUCUAGCCUCUAGCUGCGGAACCACAAGCGGAGGCUUUUUGAGUUGUUGGAUCCCACACGCGAGUCUCUGUAUCCAGCCACAGUCAGAAGGAUUCCAGCUACAUGGGCAAACGCUUGGAACAGCAACCAAUGUACCCCCAGUACACUUACUAUUACCCUCACUACCUUCAGACUAAGCAGUCAUAUGCCCCGCCCCCUCCUCCCAUGGCUCCGCCAAGCCCCAGCACCAAUAGCAGCAGCCAUAGUGCAGCGGAGCAGCUCAGUAAAACCAACCUGUACAUUCGGGGCCUUCCACCUGGCACCACUGACCAGGACCUCAUCAAACUCUGCCAACCGUAUGGAAAAAUAGUGUCAACAAAGGCAAUCCUGGACAAAAACACCAACCAGUGCAAAGGAUAUGGCUUUGUGGAUUUCGACAGUCCGGCGGCGGCACAGAAAGCUGUAGCAUCCCUGAAGGCCAGUGGUGUGCAGGCACAGAUGGCAAAGAUUUUCAAGACAAGUGAAGUAUACAAUGCUCAACAGGAGCAGGACCCCACUAACUUGUACAUCUCUAACCUCCCGGUUUCAAUGGAUGAACAAGAGCUGGAGAACAUGCUGAAGCCCUUUGGACAUGUCAUCUCCACACGGAUACUCCGAGAUGCCAACGGGGUCAGCCGGGGGGUCGGCUUUGCCAGAAUGGAGUCCACUGAGAAAUGUGACGUGGUGAUUCAACAUUUCAAUGGAAAGUUCCUCAAAACCCCACCAGGAGUGCCAGCCCCAACGGAGCCGCUGCUGUGCAAGUUUGCAGACGGAGGACAGAAGAAGAGGCAGAGUCAGAGCAAGUACCCUCAAAAUGGCAGACCGUGGCCUCGGGAAGGAGAGAGUGGCAUGGCGCUGACCUAUGAUCCCACUGCAAUGCAGAACGGGUUCUACUCCUCACCAUACAGCAUCUCCACAAACCGCAUGAUCGCUCAAACGUCAAUCACUCCAUUCAUCGCAGCCUCUCCUGUCUCCACAUAUCAGGUCCAGAGUACGUCGUGGAUGCCUCACCAACAGUACGUUAUGCAACCUACGGGUGCUGUGAUAACGCCAGCCAUGGACCACACCAUCUCCAUGCAGCCCGCUAACAUGAUGGGACCCCUCACCCAGCAGAUGAACCACCUGUCCAUGGGUACCACUGGCACUUAUAUGACUGCUGCUCCUAUGCAGGGGACCUACAUUCCCCAGUACACUGCGGUGCCUGCCUCAGCUGUCUCAGUGGAGGGAGUGGUGACGGAGGCUUCUCCACAGAGUGUUCCGCCCUCGUCGCAGGAUGCCAGCGGUCAGCAACAGCCUCUGGGUGUGGACAACACCAGCGAUCACGCGCCCACCUACACUUUUCAGCCCGCUAAAUAACCAGAGGAGGAGGGGGGCGUUGAGGUGACUGCGUUGCCUUGAGACUGGGGGACUGCAACGAGGGAACAUUGAAGACAGAGCGCAAGAGACAGGAAAACACGUUUGUGUCUACUUUUGCACAAGCAUCUAAAAAAAACAUCUACAAAAAACAAUUUAUUUAACACCUGGCCCACACCGGAGGACCUUUGGAAAACUCACAACCAGACCAGAAACGAGAGAAAUGCAGUCUGGGAGGUCGAGCCUACUGUUAAUCGGCUAUCCGAAAAACCUUACCUUCAUGAAGUGAACGAAUUCAAACAAGUACAAGUUUUCCUAUUCUUUUUUUGAAUGUGCAGGUAGGUUUUCAGAAACAGUGGGGUUUUCUAUUAGAUGAGGAAGCACGUUCUUGUAAAACUAUGAGAGAUGGCGCGAAAGAAGUCUUCCUCGGAUUCUAAGCUACUAUUACUUUUCUUUUUUUAUGAGUUAGAUUUUAGUUUUCUAGAGAAUAUCAAUGUUUUUUCAUCUUUGUUGCCUUAAUUUCAAGAAACAUCUAAGACUUUUUCCUGUUUGAGAUUGAUGAAUGCAGUGAAAAUGACCUGACAAAGAAAGGAAAUUACCUGUAUAAAGCAUAGAAAGAAAGAGAGAGGUCUCCUUGAGACGUUUUAAAUUAUCAGUGGUUACUUUGUGUUUAAAAGAGAGAACAGACAAAAAAAAAAAUAUUGUGGUCAUGAUGAUGAUUAAAGAGAGUUGCAUUUUUUAGGAACAGAUGAAAAAAAUGUUAAUCCACUGCAUCAUGGGAAAUGCAGUUUAUUGUGUAGUGCAGAUCAUUUUUAAUGGCAUUAUAUUGU
This is a messenger RNA of Cyprinus carpio (common carp), 3267 nucleotides long. Its product is annotated as RNA-binding motif, single-stranded-interacting protein 3. Gene Ontology annotation, molecular function: mRNA 3'-UTR binding; poly(A) binding; poly(U) RNA binding. Gene Ontology annotation, cellular component: nucleus; cytosol; ribonucleoprotein complex. NCBI's taxonomy places the organism in Eukaryota, Metazoa, Chordata, Actinopteri, Cypriniformes, Cyprinidae. The record is from RefSeq and is a predicted model, not a curated record.